AUGGAGGGAAAUAAAAUAAAAAGAAAUCGAGAGGAUAACACAGAUUUAGAGGAUAAAGUACUUCACAAGAAGUCGAAAAGGGAUUCGACAAAUGACAAAACCGCGGACAAAUCACUACGUUCGAUCAUGCCCAAGGGUUAUAAAAUGAUGGAAAAUAUGGGCUACAAGGAAGGGGAAACAUUAGGUAAGGAUAGAUGUGCCAUAAAAGAACCUAUUAAGGUAGAAAUUAGCACCAAGAAACAGGGCAUUCGUGCAAAAAAGUCUGACUCAUCAAUGGUGAAGGAUAUGCAGAUGAGUGAACAAGAAUUCAUAAAACGAGAAAGUGAAACAAAAAACAAUAAACGAUUAGAAAAAAUAUGGUAUAGGAUCCAAAAAGUUGCUUUUGAAAUGAUGGGUGAUUCCGAUUUAUACAAUACGGGCGAAGAUCCGAGAGACUUCAACGUACUUUGGAGGUCUUACGUUAUACAACUAAAUAAAGAAUUAACAAGAGGCGGCCCGAAGGAUGCCAGUAACGAUGAUAUGGAAACGAAAGAGGUCAUAGUACCAACAUCAGAGAAAGAGUUAGAGCCUUCGCCUGUCGUCAAAAGUGAAAAAAUUGAACAUACCUCCUCAGUAAUAAAUUGCGAUGCUUCAAUUAUUGGCAGUCGUAUCACAGAGGACACGGAACUCACCGAACUGAAUGAAUUGAGCAUUGAAAAAAGAAUAACAAAAUUGAAUAUAUUCUUGAGAUCCGAGAAGUACUACUGUUUUUUUUGCGGAAUCAAAUAUAAGGAUGAAGGUGAUCUUUACGAGCAUUGCCCAGGUGUGAAUGAAGAGGACCACAAAUGA
Messenger RNA from Saccharomyces paradoxus, 828 nucleotides. RefSeq names its product Cmg1p (gene CMG1). Gene Ontology annotation, molecular function: nucleic acid binding. The transcript has a single exon. Lineage: Eukaryota; Fungi; Ascomycota; Saccharomycetes; Saccharomycetales; Saccharomycetaceae. Gene Ontology annotation, cellular component: kinetochore. The coding region runs from base 1 to 828 and encodes 275 amino acids. The record is from RefSeq and is a predicted model, not a curated record.